GCAACAGCGCCGCAGGGAGCGCCCCUCUUUGCGUAAGGGAGCGCGCGCAUGCGUGGAUUUGCCCGGGGAGUGGUCGUGCUGGGGGAGGCUGACCUCGCCCGCCGCCGCCGCCGGUGCCUGCCGGAGAUUUUGCCGCCGCCGCCUGGCGAGGAGGGGCCGCCCCCGCAGGGAUCCGCUCCAGCCGCCGCCGGGCGAGCGCCCUUCGCUGCCGCUCGCUCUUCUGGAGCCAGUGGCCGCUGCCGCCGAGCGGGGCAGUGAGAAGAGCGCGGGCCGGAGGGAACCGCCCGAGGGGUCUUCGGGGCGGAGCCCAGCCCGGGGACUCGCCACACACGGAGCCGCCGCCGCGACCGGGGAGGGACCAUGGACGACAUUUUCACCCAGUGCCGGGAGGGCAACGCGGUGGCCGUGCGCCUCUGGCUGGACAACACGGAGAACGAUCUCAACCAGGGAGAUGACCACGGCUUCAGCCCCCUGCACUGGGCCUGCCGUGAAGGCCGCUCCAGCGUGGUGGACAUGCUGGUCAUGCGAGGGGCACGCAUCAACGUCAUGAACCGUGGGGAUGACACCCCCCUGCACCUGGCUGCCAGCCACGGGCACCGUGACAUUGUCCAGAAGCUAAUCCAGUUCAAGGCUGACAUCAACGCAGUGAAUGAACACGGGAAUAGUCCCCUCCAUUAUGCCUGCUUUUGGGCCCAGGAGCAGGUGGCAGAGGACCUGGUGACCAGCGGGGCUCUCGUUAGCAUCUGCAACAAAUAUGGGGAGACACCCCUGGACAAGGCGAAGACACCUCUGCGGGACUUGCUGAGAGAGCGUGCAGAGAAGCUAGGCCAAAGCCUCACCCGUCUUCCCUUCAAGGACACUUUCUGGAAGGGCACAACCCGGACACGACCCCGUAAUGGGACUUUAAACAAACUGGCUGGGAUUGACUUCCGGCAGCUGAUCCUGGGCCACAAACUCAACGAGAACCAGUCCGGAGAGCUCUGGAAAGGACGCUGGCAAGGCAAUGACAUUGUCAUCAAAGUGCUCAAAGUCCGGGACUGGACAACCCGUAAGAGCAGAGAUUUCAAUGAGGAAUAUCCCAAGCUCAGGAUUUUCUCUCACCCCAAUGUGUUGCCAGUUCUGGGUGCCUGCCAGUCACCACCUGCGCCUCACCCCAUCGUCAUCACCCACUGGAUGCCCUAUGGCUCCCUUUACAACGUGCUGCAUGAAGGCACCAACUUUGUGGUGGACCAGACGCAAGCAGUGAAGUUUGCCCUGGAUGUGGGACGUGGGAUGGCGUUCCUGCACACCCUGGAGCCCCUCAUCCCUCGCCACUAUCUCAACAGCCGCAGCAUCAUGAUAGACGAGGACAUGACGGCACGCAUCAGCAUGGCAGAUGUCAAGUUCUCCUUCCAGUGUCCAGGCAGGAUGUAUGCCCCGGCAUGGGUGGCACCAGAAGCUCUACAGAAGAAGGCGGAAGAGAUUAACCGGCGCUCUGCUGACAUGUGGAGCUUCGCUGUGCUGCUCUGGGAACUGGUGACACGAGAGGUGCCCUUUGCUGACCUCUCGAACAUGGAGAUCGGCAUGAAGGUUGCCCUGGAGGGGCUGCGGCCCACCAUCCCACCAGGCAUUUCCCCCCACAUCUGCAAGUUGAUGAAGAUCUGCAUGAAUGAGGACCCAGCCAAGCGCCCCAAAUUUGAUAUGAUUGUCCCCAUCCUUGAGAAGAUGCAGGAGAAGUAAGGAUGGAUGUGGGGGAGCUUGCCCUGCAGCCCCUCUGACCUGCCCACAAGUGCCUUUGGGGGGCGCUGUUGACAGGAAGCACCGUUUCCUUGUUAUUAAGACAAUACGGUACAGAAGGAGCUGCUGCUGUGCCCAUUCUCCCCUUCCUGGGCAGAGUUGGGGGGGCUGCUGUAAGCUGCCUUGGCCUUUUAAGCUCACCCCCCAGCAAUGCUGAACUGCCUUUCACAGUUCCCCUCUCCCCACACCCCAUAAGCAAGGCCACCUCGCACUCCAGAGUUAACCACUGCCUGCCUGCCACUGUUUUUAUCUUUUCUAUGCAGGCCCCAGCCAAAGCCACAGGGCUUAAAAUAAACAAGUUGUUAUUAAA
Messenger RNA from Rhineura floridana, 2086 nucleotides. It is a transcript of the gene ILK, whose product is annotated as integrin linked kinase. Gene Ontology annotation, biological process: cell-matrix adhesion; substrate adhesion-dependent cell spreading; integrin-mediated signaling pathway. The record is from RefSeq and is a predicted model, not a curated record. NCBI's taxonomy places the organism in Eukaryota, Metazoa, Chordata, Lepidosauria, Squamata, Rhineuridae. The transcript is spliced from 13 exons. Gene Ontology annotation, molecular function: ATP binding; protein binding; protein kinase activity. Bases 361 to 1719 code for a protein of 452 amino acids. Gene Ontology annotation, cellular component: stress fiber; focal adhesion.